This is a messenger RNA of Sesamum indicum (sesame), 1879 nucleotides long. NCBI's taxonomy places the organism in Eukaryota, Viridiplantae, Streptophyta, Magnoliopsida, Lamiales, Pedaliaceae. The record is from RefSeq and is a predicted model, not a curated record.
UAAUUAACCAGAUCAUGCGGGAGCUGGCUGUUUGUCUGAUUUGUUUGUUUUCAUUUAUGGCGUGAGCUCUGCUAUUCAAUUGAUGGAAAAUGUGUGUUUUUCUGAAUCGAUGGAUUCGCUGAUUAGUUUCUGCAUUCGCAAUGCUUUUUGAUUCCCGUGUUCUAUUGUUGAUUGCGAUCACGGUUAGAUCUGCUGGUGGAAUGAGUGAAAAGUAGGAUGGCCACAGAAACUGCAAAUCUGCCACCAGCUCCCAGCGCUCAAGUGGUUGGAAAUGCUUUUGUUGAGCAGUAUUACCAUAUCCUCCAUCACUCUCCUGAGUUGGUUUUCAGAUUUUACCAGGAUACAAGUGUGUUAAGCAGGCCAGAUGCUGAUGGCUUUAUGACUACUGUGACAACUAUGAAAAGUAUAAAUGAUAAAAUAUGUUCCUUGGACUACAAGAACUACAAGGCCGAGAUAAAGACUGCUGAUGCGCAGGAUUCUUAUAAGGAUGGAGUGAUUGUGCUAGUAACUGGAUGCUUGACUGGAAAGGACAACGUGAGAAGGAAAUUCACCCAGACUUUCUUUCUUGCUCCUCAAGAUAAAGGGUAUUAUGUUUUGAAUGAUGUUUUUAGGUAUGUUGAAGAGAGUGAACCUGACAUUAGCUCAGGGGUUGUUCUUGGAGUUAAUGAGACACCAUCUAGUUCUUUGGGCCAAGAUCCAGAGCUGGCUCAAGUGGUUGAUCCCCCCAAUGCAAAUGAUGCAACUUCCACACCAGAGGAAGUUGAGACAAUUGAGGAGAAAACGAGUGAUCAAGUGAUUGAUGAGAGACAAGCUAGCAGUGAUAGGGAUAUUUUGGUGGAAGCUGAGUCUCAUUUAGAUGAGAAUCAUGAAUCCGUGGUUGCAGAGUCAGUUCCUUCUGCAUCCCAGGAGGAUCUUCCGAAGAAAUCUUAUGCAUCAAUUGUUAGUUCCCAGGCAAAGAAGGGGCCAACCAAAGUUUAUGUUCCUGCUAAUCCAGCUAAAGGAACUUCAGCGAAAACUGAGAGCCAGCCAGUCAAUCCAGCUACAGAGGCUUCAGACACUGAAGCCGAAGCACCUGUUCCCCCUGAUAAUGCACAAGAAAGUGAAGAUGCUGAGGAUGAAGUUGAGGGUCACUCCAUAUAUAUCCGCAAUUUGCCUCUUAAUGCUACAGUUGCUCAGCUCGAAGCUGAAUUUAAGAAAUUUGGAACUAUUAAGCCAAAUGGGGUACAAGUUAGAAGUAAUAAGCAACAAGGGUUCUGCUUUGGCUUUGUUGAAUUUCAAGAAUUUAGCUCCAUGCAAAGUGCAAUUAAGGCUUCUCCCGUAACUAUCGGGGAUCGUCAAGCUGCUGUGGAGAUAAAAAGGACCACCACUCGAGUUGGCAGUGGAAGGGGUCGUUUUACUUCUUCACGUGGAGGGUUCCGUAACGACAACUUCAGAGGUCGUGGAAACUUUGGCAGUGGUCGGGCCUAUGUCAGAAAUGAUAACUUCAGGGGUCGAGGAAACUUGAGCAGCGGGCAUGGUGGGGAAGGUUAUCAACAAGGAAGAGGGAGGGGUGGAGAAGGUUACCAACAAGGAAGAGGGAGGGGCGGUCGUCGUUACGGUCCAAGUCAGAUUUAUGCUUCAGUAUAGGGAAUGGGAGGGUAAAUUUUUUACAAGAGUUUUCUUUGCAUAUGUGAGCACCUGAAACACAGAAAGUGCUGGUACGGGUAGUGGCAUCGCAUCAACUUAAAAUCCUUCAAGAGCGUGAGUAACAAUUAAUCAAUUCUUGCUAACAGAAUUUUUGUGUAGGGAGGACUUCUCAGCUUUUUAGGAAUGUAAUUAAAUUGUCAUAUCUGACUGGGAAAAAAGAUGAUAUUUUCUUGCGAGCAAAUGUUUGAUAUCA